Molecule: messenger RNA, 1319 nt
Organism: Lolium rigidum
Lineage: Eukaryota; Viridiplantae; Streptophyta; Magnoliopsida; Poales; Poaceae
Exons: 2
Coding region: 1-1239 (412 amino acids)
Source: RefSeq, a predicted model, not a curated record
AUGCUGCCCCUUCUCCGCGGCGUCGUCUCCGGCCACCUCCGCCGCUCCCUCUCCACAGCCACAGCCGCCCCGCGCCCUCCCUGGGUGCUCAUGGACCGAGAUACGCUGCUCACCAGAUCCCCGGUAGCCGUCUCCUCCUCCUUCCGCCCGCCCCCCUCCGCCUCCUCCAUCACCGUCCCCGUCUGGUCCUUGGACCUACAGCCUCCCGGGGACAAGAACAACAACCUGUACAUGGACACCAUGCGCAGCCGCCUCCUCGCCGCCAGCGCCCACGGCUUCCUCCUCCUCGACGCCCACAAGUCCCGUUUCAAGCUCCACCCCAAAGCGGACCUCAACCUCCCGCCCGACGUGCUCCUCAAGGUCACGCCCUCCGACCUCGUCUGCCGGACCUUCGAGCGCCGCGUCUGCAACCCGGUCACCGGCGACCUCUUCCGCCUCCCGGACCUCCACGGCACCUCAACGGACGGCAUGGGCCUCCUCACCCAGCCCGAGAAGUACGCCGCUGCCCAGCUGGCCGAGGUCGACGGCGGCCGCCGCUUCAUGCUGCACCGGUUCUCCUCGGAGACGGGGGACUGGGGCGAGCUGCUGCUGCCGUCGCCGCUGCCGCCUGGCCGCCGGAUGCACCUGGACCACGAGCACGAGGUGCUGGACUGCGGGGGCCGGCUCUGGUGGGUGGACCUCAGCUGGGGCGCCGUCUGCGUCGACCCGUUCAGCGCCCGGCCCGAGCUCCGCGCCGUCGAGCUGCCGGAAGGCUGCGUGCUCCCCGGCCCACAGAGCGACACGGAGAUAAGGCGGCUCGUCAACCUCAAGCACCGCCGCAUGGGUGUCAGCGCCGGCAGGCUGUGCUACGCCGAGGCCGACGCGUUCCAUGUCAGGUCCUUCACGCUGGACGACGAGAGCGGCCGCUGGACGCUCGAGCACCAGGUGCCCGUUGACAGCCUUUGGCCCAAUGGCAAGGUGGUGCCUUCCAUUGCUGCUGUCGACCCGCUCAACGCUGAUGUGCUGCACCUCAACGUGGAGGAAUUUACCGUCAGCGUGGACAUGCGCCAGGAGACUAUCCUUGUGGGUAGUGCAUCUGUGCUGAGAGGCGUUUCUCCUCAGUCCGCGUCAAGCUCCUAUCUGCCAUGCGUGCUCCCAUCAUUUCUCGGAUCGGCCCCGAUUCCAGGCAAGAAUGACGUCGAAAAAAAUAAGACUCUGGCAGAUGUUCUGGUUCGUUCGGACAGACAUCCGAAGACCUGAAAGGUACAUAUUUACCAUCUAAUGCAUCUCUGGGUACUUUCUCUUAGUCGAUGCUUCUUUAUUAAUGCAUGUUUGGAUGU